AUGGACAGCUCCCUCCACGCCACGCUCGGCCUUGUGCUCGGCUGCUGCCUGUGGGGCGCGUGGGGCCAGGAAAAGAUCCAUGUUCCCAAUGGGGGGAUGUGGGGCACGUGGGGUGAGGAAGAGUCCUGCCCUGGCAACAGCUUCGCCGUUGGGUUCUCCCUGAAGGUGCAGUGGCCCCGGCACGCCAGGGACAACACGGCGCUGAACGGCAUCCGGCUGCUCUGCUCCAAUGGACGCACCAUCCAGUCCAACGUGGGGCCGUGGGGCUGGUGGGGCCGAGUGAAGAAAUGCCCCUCGGGGCAGCGGCUGACCCAGUUCCGGCUGCGGGUGGAGCCCUGCCGGGGCCUCAAGGACGACACGGCCGCCAACAACAUCGAGUUCGUCUGCACGGGCGGGGCGGAGCUGAGGGGCCACGGGGGGCGCCGGGGCAAGUGGGGCCCCCAGAGCCGCUCCUGCCGCCGUCGGGGCAUCUGCACCAUCGCCACCAAGGUGCAGGCCCCCCAGGGCAAAGGGGACGACACGGCCCUGAACGACGUCUACUUCAGAUGCUGCAGGCCCGAAACCCUGCCCACCACCACAACCCUGCCCCCCAUCACCUCAGCCCAGCCCCCCAUUACCUCAGCUCAGCCCCCCAUCACCUCAGCUCAGCCCCCCAUUACCUCAGCCCAGGCCCCCAUCACCUCAGCCCAGCCCCCCAUUACCUCAGCUCAGCCCCCCAUCACCUCAGCCCAGCCCCCCAUUACCUCAGCUCAGCCCCCCAUCACCUCAGCCCAGCCCCCCAUUACCUCAGCUCAGCCCCCCAUUACCUCAGCCCAGGCCCCCAUCACCUCAGCCCAGCCCCCCAUUACCUCAGCCCAGCCCCCCAUCACCUCAAUCCAGCCCCCCAUCACCUCAGCCCAGCCCCCCAUCACCUCAAUCCAGCCCCCCAUCACCUCAACCCAGCCCCUCUCCACCUCAACCCAGCCCCCCAUCACCUCAACCCAGCCCCCCAUCACCUCAGCCGAACCCCCCAUCACCUCAGCCGAACCCCCCAUCACCUCAGCCCAGCCCCCCAUCACCUCAAUCCAGCCCCCCAUCACCUCAGCCCCGCUACUCCCACUCCCCACCCGCCCCGAACCCGGCUCCCAGCUGCUCCCCCGCCGGCCCCCGUGCGUGUGA
Messenger RNA from Mauremys mutica (yellowpond turtle), 1158 nucleotides. Its product is annotated as mucin-2-like. The record is from RefSeq and is a predicted model, not a curated record. The transcript is spliced from 4 exons. NCBI's taxonomy places the organism in Eukaryota, Metazoa, Chordata, Testudines, Geoemydidae. The coding region runs from base 1 to 1158 and encodes 385 amino acids.